GUCAUCUUUGCCCCCGUUCGUUGGCUUGCCGUUCUAUGUAGCACGAACCUUCCUGCCAUGGCGAUGUCUGCUUCAUCUCAUUGCUCUACUACUUCCCUGCGAGCCUUCUCUGUAUUAUUAUCUGUGUUUGCUGUUCUUGUUGCAGAUGUAGGGGGACGGCAUCAUGUUCUCUGUCCUCCUUUCUCCUGCGGUGGUUUUAGCAACGUAUCGUAUCCCUUCCGUCGGCAAGGUGAUCCACAUGGGUGUGGUGUUCAAUCGUACGAGCUGGUUUGCACAGAGACCAGCGCUACGAUCCGCAUCGGCAGUGGAACAUACAACGUGCUUAGCAUCAACUACACUCUUUCUCACUUCUGGGUUGUUGACACCAACUUGGGCAUGGAAAACAGUUGCCCCCUUCCGCGGUGGGACUACAGAGAUGAUAAUUAUAACUACCAUGGCAACUCACAUCGCAGCAUUGAGCUGUCCCACCCCGGUGAUUGGCUGGCUAUCUUUAUGAAUUGCUCGCAGGAAAUAAAGUACAAUGGUUCAUUGGUCAAAUGCCUGAGCACAGCAGAUUCUUUCAUCUAUGUGUCAAUAAGACCUUCCUACUCUGCCAGAGCUGAUUAUUUUGCGCCCUCGUGCGGUUUCCUGGCUAUGACUCCUUGGGGUGGUCCAGAAAUGCUGGUGUCUAGGAAUGCAAGCUAUCUAGAUGAUAUUAAUGCUUUUGAGGGAUUAAGCUAUCUAGAUGUUAUUAAGCUCAUGAGGGAAGGAUUUGCUCUUCGAUUUCCUUAUACGACUCUUGAGAACACCAGAGAGUGCCUCGUACGGUCGAAGAGUGAGUUCCGUUAUGAUUUCCUUAACAAGGGCACCAAGCAUCGGACUGUGGACAUUCUUACAUUUGACUUUGAUUUCUGGUGGUGCGUUGCUAUGCAAUUUAUAUCAGCUAAUAAUCGUGUGACAUCUUUUCUCCUCAGCAUCAUCAGUGAAAUAUUAGCGGCUGCUAUGUUGGUUCUCAAGUUUAUUCAUGUUCUUUGCAGGUACAUAUUGGUGCCUCUGGCAGUGUUUGCCUUCCUUGCCCAUAGGUACUGGAAAACAAGAAUAACCAUCGAUGCAGUCGAGAGGUUUCUACGAAUGCAGCAAAUGCUUGUAACAACGAGAUACGCCUACACAGACAUCAUUGCGGUCACAGGCCAUUUCAGAGAGAAGCUCGGCCAAGGAGGCUAUGGCUCCGUAUACAAGGGCGUGCUGCUGCCAGGCGGCGUUCCCAUUGCGGUCAAGAUGCUAGGCAGCUCCAGCUGCAACGGAGAAGACUUCAUCAGCGAGGUCGCCACCAUUGGCAAGAUCCACCAUGUUAAUGUGGUGCGCCUCGUCGGGUUCUGCUCCGAGGAAACGGUCAGGGCACUCAUCUACGAGUUCAUGCCCCGGGGAUCUCUCGACAGGUACAUCUUCUCGUCGGAGAAGAGCUUCUCGUGGGACAAGCUCAAUGAGAUUGCCCUAGGCAUCGCUAGAGGCAUCAACUACCUGCACCAGGGGUGUGACAUGCAGAUCGUACACUUCGACAUCAAGCCGCACAACAUCCUUCUCGACAGCAACUUCAUCCCGAAAGUUGCUGACUUUGGGCUCGCCAAGCUGUUCCCAAGGGAUAACAGCUUCGUGCCACUGAGCGCCAUGCGGGGAACGAUCGGCUACAUAGCUCCGGAGAUGGUGUCACGGAGCUUCGGCGCCAUAUCCAGCAAGUCCGACGUGUACAGCUUCGGGAUGCUGCUACUGGAGAUGGCCGGAGGGCGCAGGAACGCUGACCCGGACGCCGGGAGCUCCAGCCAGGCGUACUACCCAUCGCUGGUGUAUGGCCAGCUGACUGGGGAGCAGGUUGGGGAGAUCAGUGAAGAUGUCGACAUGCACGAGCUGGAGAAGAAGCUGUGCGUCGUUGGGCUCUGGUGCAUCCAGAUGAAGCCUCGUGAUCGGCCGACGAUGAGCGAGGUCAUAGAGAUGCUCGAAGGGGAUGCGGACGCUCUGCAAAUGCCCCCGAGGCCGUUCUUCUGUGACGAGGAGAUGCUUCCUGAAGUGGCUUCGUACUCUCUGUCCUCCGAACUGAAUGUGAUAGAGGAGGAGGAUGAGUGAAAUACUUUGUUUCUGUAUGUGUGUCUUAAAUGUAUGGAGACAGAUGUCUGUCCGUUUGUAGAUUGUCGUACUAAGCUCAUGGUUGUCCGUGUGUGAUACAGUGAUUGUGUGGUUUCCUAAAAAGACCUCGAGAACACGUCGUUUUCUCUUGCCUCAGGAGUAUAUGGCAGCUAUGCAUAAUCCACACAUAUUUAUGCCAGCACUAUCAUGUAAUGCUUUAUCAUUCCCCUGUAUUAUCCUCCUGAGGCAAGAGUUGCCGGUCUUCACCA
This is a messenger RNA of Panicum hallii, 2369 nucleotides long. RefSeq names its product rust resistance kinase Lr10-like. The transcript has 3 exons. Gene Ontology annotation, molecular function: ATP binding; protein kinase activity; polysaccharide binding. Gene Ontology annotation, biological process: protein phosphorylation. Lineage: Eukaryota; Viridiplantae; Streptophyta; Magnoliopsida; Poales; Poaceae. Bases 58 to 2100 code for a protein of 680 amino acids. The record is from RefSeq and is a predicted model, not a curated record.